Pelobates cultripes (western spadefoot toad) is the source of this 2700-nucleotide messenger RNA. The record is from the annotation of a GenBank genome assembly. NCBI's taxonomy places the organism in Eukaryota, Metazoa, Chordata, Amphibia, Anura, Pelobatidae.
CCUGAAGCUGGGCACAGAUGCUGCAGUGAGAUCUGAAGCCUGUGUCCUUUAUCCCUGUUUCCAUGACAACCGUUGGGCUUAUUCCAUGUCGGCACAACACAGAACUGAGCUGAAUCGCUCUACGUAACUCUUUCCAUCCUCCCUCCAUACCUAUUAAUUUUACUCCAGCCCUUUCACUAAAUCCCUGCCUCUUCUCAUCCCCCUCUUUUCAUUUUUCUGGUUCGAUGUCCCCCUCAUUCUUUCCCCUUAUGACAACGGAUUAACCCUGCAAACUUGGAGGUAGGUAGCAGCCACUAUCACUCUACUUACAUUCCACAGUGUGAGGGAUGCAAACUAGCGGAUACGAGUUAAAUGUAUAUUGGGCAAUCUACUAUUAUUAAUGGGCUAGAGACAAACAUCUAUGGGGUGAUAGAAUACAGUAUAUGAAUGUAGAUAAUAGACAAACAUACAUCGUGACGCACUGUAUGGAGGGCAGAUAGAGGUGAAAACAUAUUGGAAAGGAAGUGUUGGACCAUUACACAGACAGAUGGGUUAACACACCACAUGUAAGAGUCAGAUGAGAACAGGCAUCGCAUUAAAGGUUCGAGGUAAGGAUGCAUUUGUCAUAACACAACAGGCCUUAAAAACCGAUGGAAUGUUCGUAUUGAUUGCCCCAUAUUUAGCAUUUUUUCCUAGAACUGAUCAUAUGUGAAUGUGAUUCUAUGGGCUAUACAUAGCACGGUAAAUAGUUCUUUGUUAUUAGGACAGAUGUAAUAAAAUAAGAGGUCCGAGAGCUACUUAUGAGAAUUGAUUGUGGGUGUUACAGGUGGCCCUGCUUUUGGGAGCUACAGACUUGGGAAAGAGUGUCUGCAGGAAUUCAGAUGUGGAAGAAUCACAAUUCGUAUGAUUCUCAGCCAACUACAGUUUUAGCAGUCAUUUUGUUUAAUCGUGAGGGUGUUAUUUCUCAAUAAAGGGAACGUUGCAGAUUGAUUACUCCUGAUCAAUAUUAUCAAUAUAUUGGCUAAUAAAUGUGGCAUGAUCUUAGAUGAUGUGUAUUGGUUUAAUAUAUGUCUUGAAAGGUUUUAGGUGAAUGAAUAUACAUGUAUGGGAGCAGACGGUGUAUAUAAAUUGCUUUGUAUUUCAGAAAAUGUAUUUCUGUUUCACCCUGGUAUCUUUCUUUAUGCACAGUGCUCUUCAGCAGCGGAGCAUCUUAACUGUGAUCCAGAUUUAUAAUCCGUGUUAUCUCUCCUCUCCUAAUUUGCUGCACCCCUCAGGGUUUGACAUUACCCCAUCGCCAGCUGCUGAAUUCUUGCUUAUUAUGUCCAGCUGUGAUGUUGAAUCCUUGGAGCCACUGCUCGGUGCCCUGGAACUUGAAUGCAAGAUUUGUUACAAUGGAUUUGAUACAAGGCAACACCGCCCUAAAAUGCUGGGUUGUGACCAUCGCAUGUGUGCACGCUGCCUCAAAAAGAUGGCUUACACCUGGGGAUCGGGUCCACCAACCACCCUCAGCUGCCCGUUUUGCCGACAGGAAACCCCACUACCUGAAGAUCUACAGCUCCUUCCAGACGAUAGCUGUCUGCUUUCCAAACUUAGCUGCCAUGAAUGGACCAGAAGGCGUGGCUGCUCUGUGGCCCCUGAAGUGCUCCUAAGCCCUGGGGAUCUAUGUGGAGGUCCUAGUUCCUCUGAGUGCCUGGUUAUCACUAUCAUGGAGGUAGCUGAAGAACCCCCAGGUCCUGGCGAGGACAUGCCAGUGCUGGACAUUCUGAGUGUGAAAAUCUCAUCCAGUUUGGCAUGGCUACCUAGUUCUUGUGUCCCUCACCACUGUUGCCCAUGCAGACCUGUGCCACGUGUCCUAUUAGGCUUCCUGUGCCUCGUGUAUUUUAGUUCACUGCCUCUUGGUGUCUAUCUCCUUAUGAUCCAGCAGCUGCCCCUUGGCAUUGUUCUGGUCAGCUUAGUGCCAUGCACCCUUGUACUUUGUCUAUUGUGCCAAUGUUUGUGCCACGAGCUAGCCGCAAGUCUAUCCGACUAACCCUGGUCUUGCAUUCUACCGAACUUCACCACAAGCGCCCACAAAUAAGCAAUGCCUGUGCAUUUUGUCUGUGCUGUGUUCAAUCCUGGUUUCAAACCUGUUUCAUGUACGUUCCGAACUGUAGUACCAAAACUACACAUUGAUAUUGUGUAUUCGAAGGGUGACGUUUAUAUUUAGGUAUAAUUAGAUUUCUCACGCAGUUCAGAAUUUUUUAAAGAUUUAUUUACUCAUUCUGUUCUAGUUCAUUGUCUGUAUGUCAAAUUUACAUAUUUUUUUGUUAUAGCACCAGUCAAAAAAUAGUUAUAUAUUUAUACGAGCGAGAGAGAACGUUUAGUUUUGUUGAGUAAGAGAACAUGCUCCAGUGAUUAACAUAGGAGCUGAAAGAUAUAGAGUUGCUCACUGCAAGGCUGUCAAGAAGCAUUUAAAUAGGCCAGACGCUGCUGAUUAAAGGAUACCUCAGACUGCCAAUGUGUCACAAUCCGUCCUAUCAUUGUGAUGCUAAAUCCCUUAAAUAUGCAAUAUUUUGGACACUGUUUGCCAAUCUCUAGGACAGUGCAAAAAUCUUUAUGUGACCUUUAUCUGUGGCAAAAGAAAUGGAAGCCAAACCGACUGAAAUUGAUGUAUUAUAAAAAUAUAUAUAAAUAUAUAUAAGUGGUUCAUCACAAAAAUAAAAAAAAGGUAUUAAAAAUGAC